AUGCCAAGAAAAAAACAACAGAAUCCACAGCCAGUCAAGUUGGAUUCUGAAGAUGGUGUAGCUGUUGAAGCUCCAGGAAACCUCCCUUUAGAUACCGACUUCCUUCUUGGACAAGACCUCGUGUUUGGUGAUCCAGAUCACGACAAGAUUCUAAGCCUGGAAAAGUUUUCAGAAGUAGCUGCUGAAAUCGGUUUCUCUGUGUAUCCUCUGGGUGAUGAGGAGAGUUCUGCCUACAGCCAGCUCAGUAUGGAAAGUAAAACGGACAACUCGCGCAGCACAGCUGACGACAGGAGAAACGAGGGCAGAGCAACUCCGUCUGAGCCAAGCUUUCCUCCUUACCUGUCCUGCAGGGGCUGUGGACAGCUCCGUGAUGAACCCCUUGGACCUGGCAUAGACCUGGUUGGCCCGUACUGCCUUAGGUGCUGCAAAGCCUCCAGGGAAACUAAAAGUACAGACUUCUGUUCACCUUUUGAAAGCAGUAGUGGAAUUCACUCUGGUUCGCAGAGUCAUACAGAUUCCCAAUCUGAUUGUGAGGGGGUGGAUAGUGAAUUGGGUGACAAGGACGAACUGUCUACCGAGGACAAAUUGUCCAAGCAGCACUCGUGUCACAUCUGUGGCUUCUCCUCGCGUUAUGCCAACCACGUGAAGCGUCACAUGAAGACUCACAAUGGGGAGAAGCCCUUCAACUGUCCCAUAUGCACUUACGCUUCAGCCCAGCUGGUGAACCUGCAGAGACACCUUCGCAUUCACACCGGGGAAAAACCCUACAAAUGUGACAGGUGUGCUUUCGCCUGCAGUUCCCUUGGCAACCUCAAAAGGCACCAACGCAUGCACGUGCCCUCUGCUUUGCUAGGACAGGAGGUUCUGCCGCGAAUUGCCUGCGUCCAGAACAGCUCGAAGAGGCCUGCGAGUGAGCAAAGCCCUAACGAUCAAGUGUCUAGUGCUUCAGUAUCAGAGGUUGCAAGGCCGACCUCUAACCUCAGUUUGGGAGCCCACAGCAGUGACUACUUAUCAGUUUUUGAUGGCUUAAAGGGAGCAUCGCCACCACCUAUACCUGCCUCCAACCCAGCUUCUGGCCACCAACCUUCACCACUGCUGGAGAUGACAGGCAGCAGCAGGACUACCAGAGGCAGUGGAGCAGAAGGUGCCGCUCUCCCACCUUCACUGUUUCCCUAUACUUGCCGGUUGUGUGGCAUUGUACUGGAAGAUGAGGACGGCUCCUCAACCCAGAUAUGUGCCAAGUGCACCCUUGAAAUGCUGACUAAAGACUCCUCUUCGUCUCCGAACAGCCCCGGUGAGCGCAGUGACAAGGUGUACACUUGUGCCGCCUGCCCUUUCCUCACGCACUACCCCAACCACCUGGCGCGCCACAUGAAAACUCACAGCGGCGAGAAACCGUACAAGUGCCCGCAGUGCGACUACGCCUCCGCGCACUUUGACAACCUCAAGCGCCACCACAGGGUGCACACAGGAGAGAAACCUUACAAGUGCCAUUUGUGCGAUUACGCGUGCGGGAACUUGGCCAACCUUAAGCGGCAUCAGCGCGUGCACUCGGGCGCCAAGCCCUUCCAGUGUGCGGUGUGCAACUACAGCUGCAACCAGAGCAUGAACCUUAAACGACACAUGCUGCGACACACCGGGGAAAAGCCGUACAAAUGUCAGGAGUGUGGCUACACCACUGGACACUGGGACAACUACAAACGACACCAGAAGAAACACGGCGUGGCCACAGACGGCUGGGUCAAAGUUCCAAUGAUUGGAAAUGACGCAGAGGAGGACGUGAGGAAAAGGAUGGGCAGCAGCAUUCAGAGUCACAGAAAGGAAGCAGGAGUUGGUGUACAGUAUUUGCCAAGGGAGGGGGGUCAGGCAAUACAUUGAAACUACAAACUUGAGAUUGUGUAACUUAUAACUCAAACUAAGCUACCAGCAACUCUUUUGUUUGUUCUCACUGAGCCGUUGUCUGGUUUUCAUUUGUGUCUUUCAGUGUUAUGUCAGAGAUGUUCUAAGGCUGCUAAUUGUUUGUAUGUAGUCAAAGUUUAGACCAAUCGUUUGUUUUGUUGUUUUACAUUUUGUUGCCUUUUUGGGUUAAAUAAU
Molecule: messenger RNA, 2094 nt
Organism: Nematolebias whitei (Rio pearlfish)
Lineage: Eukaryota; Metazoa; Chordata; Actinopteri; Cyprinodontiformes; Rivulidae
Gene: znf513a
Product: zinc finger protein 513a
Exons: 4
Coding region: 1-1878 (625 amino acids)
Biological process (GO): regulation of transcription by RNA polymerase II
Molecular function (GO): DNA-binding transcription factor activity; RNA polymerase II cis-regulatory region sequence-specific DNA binding
Source: RefSeq, a predicted model, not a curated record